CCCUCUCUCUCUCUCUUUCUCUCUCUCUCUCUCUUUCUCUCUCUGUGUUCUUCCAGUCCCAAUAUCUCCCUUAUCUCCCUAUUAAUACUACUAACAAGAGAAGUUCAGGCACAGAUCCAAGCUCUCCGGCCAUGGCAGAUCCCUUCAACAACAUCUUCAAAGGCUACUACUUCAACCGCUACAUGUCCCAAAACUACUUCCCUCCUCCGUCUUCUUCUUCUUCUUCUUCAUCAUCUUCAUCUUCUUCUUCUCCUUCUCAGUUUCAUAUCAGCUACCUGUUCCCGCCUCCUCUGCACCCGCCGUCGUCUCCGCCGCUGCGCGAGGCGCUGCCCCUGCUCAGCCUCAUGGGCGGCGGAGCAGGAGAGGAAGCGAACCAGGACGAAGAAGAGGAGGAGGAGGAGGAGGUCGUGGAGCUGCAAAUUGGGCUGCCGAGCCCAAGUGCAGCGGAUCUCCUAUCCAGAGUCGACGCGAGGGCGCCAAAGAACACCGCUAAUGGUUACGAUACUUCUCCGGCUGCAGCGGCGGCGGCUGCUGAUCCUAAUUGCGCGAAUGAUGACGAUGAGAAGGAGAAGGAAGACGAGGAGGAAGAUGGAGAUCAGGAGGAGGAGCGGCAGGGAAUUACGAUGCAGUACCCUGCGAUCGGGAAGCUGACAAGGGGGCAGUAUUGGAUCCCUACCCCUUCUCAGAUCCUCAUUGGACCGACUCAGUUUUCAUGCCCUGUUUGCUGCAAAACCUUCAACAGAUACAACAACAUGCAAAUGCAUAUGUGGGGGCAUGGGUCGCAGUACCGGAAAGGGCCGGAGUCGCUGCGGGGGACGCAGCCGACGGCGAUGCUCCGGCUGCCGUGCUACUGCUGCGCGGUGGGGUGCCGGAACAACAUCGACCACCCGCGCGCGAAGCCGCUCAAGGACUUCCGCACCCUCCAGACCCACUACAAGCGCAAGCACGGCAUCAAGCCCUUCAUGUGCCGCAAGUGCGGCAAGGCCUUCGCCGUCCGUGGGGACUGGCGCACCCACGAAAAGAACUGCGGCAAGCUCUGGUACUGCGUGUGCGGAUCCGACUUCAAGCACAAGAGAUCGUUGAAGGACCACAUCAAGGCCUUCGGCGGGGGGCACGCGGCCUACGGCAUCGACGUCUUCGACGAAGACGACGAGCCAUCGUCGGAGAUCGAGCAAGACAGCACCGGGGAACAGCAGGCGGCGGUGGCGCCGCCGCCGACGCGGUAUAAUUAACAUGAAGUCGAAUUGAUUAAAUAAUUAAGGAGACGAGAGACGUAUUUAAUCAUGCAGUGGAAUUAAUGUUUUAACGGUUAAUUUAAGAGAGUUGAGUUGGCUUAUAAUCAGUAAUUAGAGUAGCUAAAGAACUCUUGUAAAAUUAAUUUUAGCCAUGAAUUAAUGGAGGCUCUUGUACUUAA
This is a messenger RNA of Zingiber officinale, 1414 nucleotides long. Its product is annotated as zinc finger protein WIP2-like. Gene Ontology annotation, molecular function: DNA-binding transcription factor activity. NCBI's taxonomy places the organism in Eukaryota, Viridiplantae, Streptophyta, Magnoliopsida, Zingiberales, Zingiberaceae. Bases 132 to 1232 code for a protein of 366 amino acids. Gene Ontology annotation, cellular component: nucleus. The transcript has 3 exons. The record is from RefSeq and is a predicted model, not a curated record. Gene Ontology annotation, biological process: regulation of gene expression; anatomical structure development.